AUGUUGGAAGGUCUCGUAGCUUGGGUACUAAACAACUACCUCGGGAAAUAUGUAGAAAACUUGAACACGGAUCAGCUGAGCGUCGCGCUGCUGUCCGGUAAAGUAGAAUUAGAAAAUCUACCACUUAAGAAAGAUGCUCUUCGUCACCUGGGUCUGCCCGUGGAGAUCAAGGCCGGUUUCAUUGGUAAGGUGCAGCUACAUGUUCCCGUGAGACAGAUCCGGUCUGCACCAUGGGUCAUUGCUAUCGAGAAGCUGUACUUGGUUGCUGCUCCGGUCAAUUUGGAUGAGUGGGACAGUGAUGUGGAGGCAGCCAUCGCUCAUGAGUACAAGGUGUCGCUGCUGGAUGCCCUGGAGGCCCAGUGGCGCGCCGAGCACGAGGCCUCCGACGUCGGGUACUACGCCGCCUCAUACUCCUCCUGGCUCAGCUAUGGCACCGGCCUCCUUGCGAACAUUGUGGAGAACCUUCAGCUGAACCUGAACGACGUUCACAUACGGUACGAAGACGCUCUGACAUGUCCGGGACGCGCCUUCGCGUGUGGACUCGCGGUGGAGGCUCUAACGGCCGAGUCCUGCGACUCAAACUGGCGCCGAGGCGCCGUGGCGGCCGGCGAGGAGCCUUGCUCCUACAAGCUGCUCGAACUUGCCAACCUAGCGCUCUACUGGGACCCCAUGCCUGUGCCCGCUGGCAUGAUGGCCGAUUGCACCAUCACCGAGCUCACGGAGCGCAUGCGCUGUACGUGGAGCGGAGCUCACCGCUGGUUGGUCCAACCGAGCACGGCGAGCGCGCGGGUCCGACGCGAGCGCUGCGACCAGCCUCUGAGGGACCGCACGCGGCCGCGCCUCGCCUGCCACCUCACGCUGGACUCGGUGCUCCUGCGCCUCACCGACCGCCAGUACAGCGAGAUGACGGGCUGCUGCCGCGGUCUGGAGCGUGUGGCGCGGCUGAGGGCGGUGAGGGCGCUCCGACCUCGCUCCCCGCUCCACGGACACGCUCGCCAGUGGUGGAUCUACGCGGUGAAGGCUCACCUGCCGCAUCACACCUGGAUGGACCCGCGGCCCACGUGGGAGGGUUGCUGCUCGGCGGCGGGGGCGGCGCGCCGGUACGUGGCGCUGGUGCUGCAGACACUGGUGUCGCCCGCCGCCACGCUGCCGCCGGACGACCAGCGCGCUAAAGAUGAUUACGAGUGGCAGCAGCCCUUACAUGUCCUCAAGCCGCUGCGGGAGGUGGCGAUGCGGAAGGUGCCGGCUUCGACGCCGGUGUUGUCUCCGGAGCAGGCCAACUCGGGUCGCAGCGUGUUGGUCCGUUGGUUCCCGCAGUGGUGGGGCUGGUACGCGUCUCCCCCCGCCGAGGGUCAGUCUCCUCCGUCCCCCGCGGAGGGCGGCGUCUCCUGCUCCUCUCCGCCGUCCUCCGCCAGCGCCGCCACCUCCAAGCUAGAAGACGAGAUCCUCGACGUGAUCGCUGAUUCUCUGGACGACAACACGCUGCUCCGUCGAGACGCCGUGUUCGGACUGUUCGAGUUCACGCUCCAGAGAGGCUCCCUGGACAUCUGUAUCGACAACGGCGAGGAGGACAGCGAGCCUCGCGAGGGUGUGGAGCUGCAGUUCUCGGCCGUGUUGCUGCGCGUGGAGUCCCGGCCCCGUUCGUCCGCGCACGCCGUGCACGCGUCCCUUGGGGCCGUGGUGCUGCGGGACCGCGUCACUCCGGACACGUUGUUCCCGGUGCUCGUCGCGCCGCAAGGCAUGAUUCGUGAAGGCCUGAGUGCAAUGAAUGCGGCGGCGAGCGCAGCCGCGUGGUGGCGCGCUCAGCGGCCGCUGCACAAUUCCUCUGCCGCCGCCGAGCCGUUGUUCCAACUAUUUUAUGAGAAACGCCCGACCGGACCCGGCUAUGACUAUAGACUGCGGGUGAAGUCUCGUUCCGUGGAGGUGGUGUGGGCGGUGGGCGUGGCUCGGUGGGCGCGUCGCUGGGCGGCAGCAGGCGGCGCCUUCGCCACCGUUCGUAGCCACACUCGCGCUACGCUGCAUCACCACUGGGGUCGCCUCAUGCAUCACGCUCGUACUCCGAGCGAAAGACGUUCGUGGCAGAUCGAGCUGGACAUUUCCGCCCCUCAGAUCCUCUUAGUGGAGGAACUGUCUGACCGCGACGCAUCCGUGCUGCUCCUAGAUUUUGGUCGUUUACGUCUCGCAAACGCGCCGCCGCCCGAUAACGAGCACAAAUGUGACGAAGUGCCGAAACAGUUUUCCGCUGAUGACGACGAAGAGCUGUUCAUGACGCCCUGCUCGACGCCUCCUGGCAGCCUGCUGUCCCCGGCGUCCCCCGGGCCGUCCCCCGCGGGUCCGCCCCCGCUGCGGCCCGCCGACCUGCACCCUCGCCUGUAUGACCGCUACUGCGUGGAGCUCAGUGAGCUGCAGGUGCUGGUGGGGCGCGCUCGUGACAACUGGCGCUACGCCCACAACAAGACCACCUCCGCUCUUCACCUGCUGGAUCGCUUCACCAUCUCGCUUCAGGCGGAGCGCCGCGUGGUGUCGACGGCCGACCCUCAGUACCCUCGCGCGGCUGUGGGCGGCUCGCUGCCGGCGCUCGUGGUCCACCUCAGUGAACACAAGCUGGCCGCCGUCAGAGCCGUUAUCGCCUCUCUGAGACCGGAAGGCUCCCACAACGGUCACAACGACCUGUCGCCUCAUCGAGAGGGCGCGGGCGAGGAGCCGGGCGAGGACAGAGACGACACGGAGACUGAGUUCUCAGAAAUGUCCACCAACCAGAACACGGCGCUGCUGAUGCUGCAGUUCGCUAUCGAUCAGAUGUCUCUGGAGGUCCAGUCCCGGGGGCGAAGCAUCGCCGAGGUCCAGGUGUGUGGAGUGCGCGCUGCCCUGGCGCUCCGGCCUGCUGACACCUCCCUCUCUCUGUCCGUCCACUCGCUGCUGCUGGUGGACGCGCUCCAGACCUACGGGCCGGACUUCGAGCUCCUCCUCGCCAGUCAUAAGCAUCUCGGUAUGGACACUACGUCGGGCAGCAUCCUCGGCUCGGAGCCCACGUCCCCCACGUCUCCGUCGUCUCCGCCGGCCCGCUCUCCUCCUCCGCCGCCCACACCGCGUCAGCUGCACCAGGCGCUGCACUCCUUGCGAUACCAGAACGACAACCACGACCAUCUGGAUCACGCCGAGACGGGCGACGUGGUCGAUCGAGCCGCUCCGAGUGCAGCUACCGAUUGGGCGAAUGGAAUUUGCUGGAAUUCUGUGAACACGUCGUUCGCCACCAGCGGGGCGGCGUGGACGAGCUUCGGACAGAGUUUAGGGAAUUGUUGGACCGGAGUCGGGCAAGGGAGUCGGAGAGGAGCGGGCGCGGGGGGGUUCGGGCAGGAGGGAGGCUGGGCCGCGCCGGGACUCGUGGACUCGGAGGCGCUCAUAGCGGUGGAGCUGUGCUUCGUCAAGGGGGAGGGGGACGCUGAGGACCUGAGGAUCGCUAACAUACUGUUCAACAAUCUGGAUGUCAUAGCCAAUCAGGAGACUAUAGUGGAGCUGAUCGGCUUCGCUCACCGAGUGUGGGGUCCGGCGCCGGCCCCGGCUGACGGAGGGCACCAACAUCAGGAGCGGGAGGAACACGUGGACGCUCUCACACCGCAGCCGGUGCGCACGGAGAUUACGUUCGACUUCCACCGCCUGGGCGUGCUGCUGCUCCGGUCGGGCCUUCAAGACGGCGCGCUGGUCGCCAGCAAGAUCGCCACAGCCACGGUGGGGGACGCGCGGAUCCAGGCCACUCUAGACGGAGACCGUAUCGAGGUGGGCGGGUCGCUGGGCGGCGUGCAGGUGGUCUCUCUGUCGGAGCGCGCCGGUAUACACUCGCGCGUGCUGACGGCGGGCCGACCUCCCGCUCCUCCCGCUCAACCCGCGCCUGCCACGAGACCUGCGCCGGGGACUCUGCCCCCGCAGCCUCAGUAUCAGACCUCCAGUGAAGACAAAGCUCUGCUCUUUUCGAUAUCUAGGACUGUCAAAGAAGGAGGGAGUCGCGCUUCCAGUCCCGGCGAGCCUCCGUCCAUGGCGUCGUGUCCCGCUGGUGUCCUGGAGGUGUGCGUGUCGGUGCGCGUGGCCCGCGUGUGGUACACCCACUCCCCGCCGCUGCUCCGCGAGCUCCGUGACUGCGUGGCUCAGUUCCAGCAGUACCUGGCCAACCUGGCGCGCUCCAUCCGCGCCGCCGCCGCUGACAUGGCUAUAGGUCUCGUGCAACCAAGUUACAGAGGUGAAUCGAUUUACUCCAACCCGCGCUUGUCACAGUCCACGGAGGGCGUGUCCCCUCGCAGGCGGACCGUGAGCGUGGGCUGCUCCUUGGACGAGCCGGACCACGACACGCAGAAUAUCAUACUGAGUGUGAGCGUGGAGCUGGAGUCCCCGGUGGUGGUGGUCCCCCGCGCGGCCCGCAGCCCGCACGUGCUGGUGGCGCACCUCGGCCGCAUGUCCCUGCAGCAGCGUCCCGCCCCGGCCGCCGCUGCCGUCUGCACAGUUCGUGUCCGGGACAUUUCUCUCGUUUCUUUGGACGUCGGUGACAAGGUCAGCAGACAACCUCUGGCCACCGACGAUAUGGCGGACAUCUACGACGCGUCCGCCGGCCGGCCCGUGCUGCAUGACACGGGUCUGCGCCUGCGCGUGGCGGCGGGCCGGCCGUGUCUGGUGGACGGGGCCGUGGUGGGCGGCCUGCACGUGUCGGCCAGCCGCGAGCAGUACGAGCAGCUGCUGGACACGCUCCGGUGGUUGUCGUCGUCGGGCCCGCCCCCCGCCGGCCCCUCCUCGUCGUUGUCCUUGACGUCCUCCUCCGCGCCCCUGCUGGAGCCCGCGGUGCCGACUCUCAAGCUGGAUCCUCAGCUCCGCGCCGCCGUGCUGGCCGUGCCGCCGCCCUCCCCGCCCGUCACAGACCGAACCCUCCACACGCCGCUGCUCGUAACUUUCGAACUGACCGACAUCACCGUCGAACUUCGGGCCGACUUGGGCACGGGAGAGAGGAGUCUCGUGGCGCUCACAUUCAGGGAGUUCCUGUUACGACGGGAACACUUACAUCCCCACGAGUCCACACUGCAGGUUUCCCUCCACUCGAUCACUAUGGAAGAUCUAACCAAGGACCCGGAGUCUCGUCACCGCAUGCUGAUGGUGUCUCACACUCCCCCCAGUCCUCCCAAGGCCGUGUUCGUGUCCAAGUCGUGUCCGGACUUCGUCACCCACUACGGGGAGGAGGCCCUCCGCGGCUCACUGACACACUCGCGACCCGCCUCCGCCUCCAUGCCGUUCGCACUCAACAUGUCGGACAGGGAGUACGAGAGCAUCGUGAAGUCAGAGGGCCAGGACCGGCGCUGUGGGCCCACCCCGCCCUGCUCGCCCGAGCAUGACGCGCCGGGGGGAGCGGGGGGCCGGGACGAGGGGGACGGGGACGGGGAGCCCGGCGCCGCCAGGGACAACCUCGUGUGGGUGUCCGUACAUACACGGGACCCGCAACAUCCACACUACCACGAUCAACACAACAAGGUAUCGAGGUCGACGAAAGUGGACUUCAACUGUCUCAAGAUCGUUCUCAGCAUCGACAGCUGGGUGACGGUGCUGGACUUCUUCGGUGUGGCGGGAGACGAGCCCGACCAGCCGCCCUGCUCCACCAGCCUCACCAGAGACAGCUCCUCCACGAACAUGGCCGGCGAGGAGGCCGGGGCGGGCGAGGCUGGCGAGCUCGGCGUCACGGAGACGGAGAUGAGCGUGCGGUCGUUGUCAGUGCUGGUGGUGGGCGCGCGCGGGGAGGCGUGUCGUGCGCUCGUGUCCAGGGUCAACGUGCGCGUGCGCGGGCUGGACGGAGGAAGAGACGUGCACGCCACGCUGGGAGCACUGGCGCUGGCCGACCUCACGCCGCACGCGCCGCUCUGGCGGGAGAGGCUCCGCAUGCGAACCGAACACGCUCUGGAUAUACACUACCGAAGGUUGAGUUCUGAGGAGGCGGCCGCGGCGGGACAUGAGACGUCGCUGUCUCUGGAAAUGGGUCCCGUCACUUACGUACACACGCGGCGCUUCGUGCUCGAGCUUCAGGCCUUCGCCCGAGAUUUCAGUCUUCUGAGACGCGUCAUCGCUCAGGCCAGACGGAAGGUGUCACGAGGUCCGAAGGAUGCCUCUCUACAACGGAUGAAGCUGCGCGUCCGCUGCUCGGCGCCCGUCAUCGUGCUGCCGGUAUCGGGCCGCAGCCGGGACGCGCUAGCUGCUGAGCUUCAGCUGCUGCUGUUGGACAACUGCUUCCGUCCCGCCGGACACCCCGACACCGUCUCCAAGAUCGUAGAUCCCUCUAUCAAGGAACGCGAGCUGCUCGACGUCCGCACGGUUCGUGCUGAGGGACUGACUUUGUGGUGUGCGCGCGCCGGGGAGAGCUGCGGCGUGAGGAGCGAGAGUCACGAGCGGGUCCGGCGGGUGGGUGUGCCGCUGCUGCCCGCGCCCGCCGCGCUCGCCCUGCAGCUGGAGCACAACUGCAGCGACACUCACAACGUGCCCGAGAUGACGGUUCAAGGUCGACUGGCCACACUGGCCGCUUCGCUGGAUGCGUCUCAAUACCGGCUCGUGCGGGGCGUGCUCGCGCAUAAUUUAGGCGAAGCGUGCACGGAGCUGCUGGCGCCGGCCCCGCCGCUGGUGCCGGGCCCGCCCGCCUGCUGGCCCACCUGGUCCCUGCAGCUGGACCUGCAGGACGUGAGCCUGGAGCUGCGCGCGCCCCGCCCGCGCCCUCCGCUCGCAUGCAUCAACUUCAUCAAGUCUCGCCUGCUCAUAGAGACCUACUCGGACCUCUCUCAGGACAUCGACCUCGUCUCGCAAGAGAUCCUGGUGAGUGACAUGCGGUUCUCCUCGGAGCCUGCGAACAGACGCGGCAACGUGUUCAGCCACAUCGUGCAGCCGCUGCCGGACCACCGACACAGCGUGCAGGCCGAGGUGCAUGCCAGAAAACGGCCCGAUUCCUCGGCGUAUACGAUCCUCGUGAACAACAUGCGUCUCAUGGCGAUCCUCGACUGGUGGGAGGCGGCGGGACAGUUCGUGAUGCAGCCACCUCCGCCGCCCUCGGACUCCGACCUCGUGCAUCUAGAAACCCUCCUGGAAAUGGAGAGCGAGAGCUCCUGUGCGGCGGGCUAUGUGUCGGGGCCGGCCGCGUCCGAGCAGGUGGAGCUGAAACUGAACGUCACGGACUCGCAGCUGGUGCUGGUGGAGGACGCCUCGCUGUGGGACACGAACGCUGUCAUACUCAAGAGUACGACGGUGAUCACGUACCGGCCGGCGGACGUGUCGCGGCCCGUGGUGUGCGAGCUCAACGACCUGGAGGUGUUCUCGUGCGUGCUGGGGCUGGAGGAGGAGACGGCGCUGUCCAUCGUGGAGCCGGCCGCGGUGGCCGUCACGCUGUUGCCGGGCCGCGUGCUGUCGGUCAGCGCGCCCGCGCUUCGUCUGCGGCUGUCCUACCACGAUAUGCGCAUGUUCGCGUCCAUGCUGCACUCACUGCCGGCCCAGGCCCGCGCCGCACUCUCAGGUAAAUCAGAAGAGGAGGCGGUCCCGGACGUGCCCGCUAACAGCGUGCAUAUGCGUGUUGGUGGAGGCGUGUCGGGCGGCGCGGUGUAUGUGACGGCGCUCCCUCGCUGGGCGCGACGCUCGGCGCCCCGGCCGCCGCCCCCUGCACAGCCCGCCCUGUGGCCACUGAAAGCAGUGCAGGUGGGCGCUGAAUGCGUGACCCUGUGUGUCAUAGACGACUGCCUGGACUCGGACGUGCCGCUCCUGGAGGUGACGCUGACGGACCUGCAGCUGGAACAGGAUCUACGGAAAGUCGAGGAAUCCUUCGAAGAUCCUCUUCUGGUGUCGACGCCGUCCGGCCCUGCAGGGGUGGUGGCGGUGGGGGCGGAGGGGCGCGCGGGGGCGGGGGGCGGCCGGCUGCGGGGACAGCUCAGCGUGGAUUACUACAACAGAACUCUGUCCGACUGGGAGCCGGUCGUGGAGCCUUGGCGCUUCGAGGCCGGCUGGGAGCACGCGCUGUCGCGAGGCCUGGCGCUGGGCCGCCUGCAGCUGGACGUGCGCUCCGAGGACACCCUCGACACCAACCUCACGUCCGCCCUCGUCGACCUCGUGCGGCUCGUGCGCACCAACUGGACGCAGGAUUACUACGCGCCUCAGAACCCCACCUCGGAGCAGUCUCCGAAGGGCAGUCCGUCGGGUCACCGUCGCCGGUCGCCCUUCGUGCCGUAUGCCUUGCGGAACCUGACCGGCCAGCGACUGUGGUUCACCACCCUCACCACCACUUCCGACGAACUCCGCGAGUCGGGCGAGCUGGAGGUGCGUCCCGACGACUCGUGGCUGAUGGUCCGCGCGGGGGACACGGAGCCCUUCUCGUUCGGCGCUCGCCGCGGGCGGGGUCGCGGGGCGGCAGGCGCGUCCGCGGGGCCCGCGCCGCUCCACCGGCUCGUCCUCCGCAUCGACGGCUGGGCGCCGCCCGACCCCGUGUGUGUGGACCGGGUCGGCGUGUUCUUCAGACACAUCACGCACGCGAAGACAGGAGCGGAGGCGCGCGUAGUGUUGGAGGUGUCUCUGGAGGGCAGCGCCAGGAAAUUGGUGGCGGUGCGGUCCGCGCUGCAGGUCAUCAACAAGCUGCCUCAUCCCGUGGAGUUGAGGCUGGACCACACGCCGGCUGCCGGUAAAUCAAUUUCAGGGUUGAUGUCAGGCUGGAGUCCGGUCGUAAAAACAAAUAGCAAAAACUUUUCACAACAUGUAAGGCAGACCCUGGUUAUAGCUGGGAAAUUGCCAGGCCGCUGGGUGUGGGGCGCGGUGCGGGCGUGGCGCGCGCGGGGCGGCGGGACGUGGUGCGGGGCGGGCGCGGCGCUCCACCGGCGCGCGGCGCUCGGCGCUCUCACUCCACUGCGCCUCGCCCCGCUGCGACCCAUAUAUACCAAUAGCGGUGGUUGGAGUGGUGCGGGCGCCGGGUCCCGCGCGACCAGUGUGUCCGCCGGUGGUCGCUGGGCGGCGCCGCUGGUCCCCCGUGCGGGCGCGGUGUGGGUCCGUCCGCUGGUGUCAGCCCGAGCCCCCCCCGCGCCCCCGCUGCCCCCCGCGCCGGUGGACUGGCGCGCGGCCGCCUCGUCCUCCGAGCGAGCCCUGCUGCAUCACGAGUGCCGCGCACCUCACGAUUACUGCUACAGGUUCUGUUGCGUGGUUGUUCGUGAGCGGUUCCCUCCCGAGCGUGGCGAGCCCCUUGCUGGCCACACCCUGACGCUGGUCCCGGCGCUGCGGCUCGAGAACCUGCUGCCCCUGGAGCUGCACUACCGCACGGAGCACGUGACCGGCACACUCGCGCCCGCCGGCACGCAACCCUUCCAUCAGGUGAACGUGGAGGAGGGAGUCGAGUUGUGUGUGAAGCUGGAGGGCUUCGGCUGGUCGACUCCGCUGAGCGUGGGAGGUCCCAACAACAGCGGGACGUUCUCCGCCCGCCUCAAGCUGCGGGACCAGCGGGGACGGAGGCUCUACCUCAACGCACGAGUCGUCGUGAAGAGAACCGACGGCAUAAAGGUGAGCGUCUCGGCCGCCUACUGGCUCGUGAACCGCACGGGCCUGCCGCUGGUGUUCCGCGCGGAGGGCGGGGGAGAGGCCGCGGGACAGUUCGCGGAGCACGAGCUGGCGCGGAUGGUGGCGCCGCUACCCUUCUCCUUCGCCGACGGAGACGGACCCACGCUGGCCGCGCGCCUCGGCACGUCGCUGGCUCCCAACCCGGAGUGGUGCUCGCCGUUCGGCCUCGGUCCCGGAGUGACGGUGAAGCGGCUCGAGUGUCGCGGCGCGGGGCCGGCCGCAGAGAGCGAGCGCUCGUACGCCGUGGGGGUGGCCGUGCGCUCGGGCCGCGGACGGUACCGGCGCACCAACAUCGUCACCUUCACGCCGCGCUACCAGCUGCACAACAACACCUCACACUGUCUGCAGUUCGCACAGAAGUGCACCGCGACCACUCUCAAUGACCCAGGAGCGACGUCCACCCACGUGUCGGCAGUGGCGGGCUGCCACCUGCCCUGGCACUGGGCGCGCUGGGACCGCGAGCGGCUGCUGUGUGUGCGCGUGUUGGAGGCUGGCGGGGCGGCGCGCACGGGCUGGUCGGGCGGGUUCAAGCUGGACGCGGCACGCAGCCUGCACGUGGCGUGUCGCGGCGGCGCGGGCUCGUACGAGCUGCUGCGGGUGGAGGUGGCGGCGCAGGGCGCGGCGCUGCUGGUGGUGCUCACGGACGCGCACCGCUCGCCCCCGCCGCUCUGUAUCGACAACCACUCGCCCGUGGCCAUCAUGUUCCACCAGGUGGGAUGUACGGAGGAGUGUGUGGUGGGUGCGGGAGGGCGAGCUCGCUGGGCGCUCCCGGAGCCCGAGGCGACCCCGGCCCUCGCCCUGCGCGCCCCGGGCGGCCCGCGCCUCACGCUGCCGCUGCACGCGCUCCACGAGACGCACACGCUGCUCUACCAGAACUUCAUCUACGUCGCGUUCUACGCCAACGAUACGAACGCUCCCGAUACUGUCACUGAGCCGACCGACGGGUCCGGGGACGGGCUGCUGGUCCUGGAGGUGCCCCUCGGCUCUACUCGUGUGCAGCUCGCUCGACUCAGAUACGGGGACAGGUGCCAGCUGUGGCGGCGAGGAGCGGGCGGCCAGCUCGUCCACGAGGGCAGCUCUCCGCCGCAGCCCACGGACCAGCUGGCCAGCGAUACCGCGCUCUCCCCGCACGCGCUCGUUCUAGACAUCGAGGAGGCUGCCCCCCGGCCGACGCGAGCCGCCCCUCUCGUGCUGCGGCGCGCCGACCCGCGGCGGGCCUCCACGCAGGCCUGGCGGCUGGUGGGCCCCGCCAUGUGCUGCGCUCACAGUAACCUGUGCGUUCAACCCGAGGACGGGUUCAUGGGACUCAAUCCCGGGGCUCGUGUGGUGCUCGGCAUGUCGGUGUCGUCGCGAGUCCCCGCCGUCCGCUGGCCGACCCUGCGGCCGGGCUCCGGACGGCUGGCCGUCAAGCUGUGUGCCGACGGACCGACCCGACGCGUGCGCAUCGUCGACAGCGCUGAACAGGACACGAAGCGUCUCGAGACUUGGGAGGACGAGGAGGAGGAGGAGGAGGAGCCUCCAGCAGCGGGAGGAGUGUCGGAGUGGGAGGUGCGCGUAUCGCUCGGCGGGUUGUCGUUGUCGCUGGUGGCCCGCCGGCCGCCCGCCGAGCUCCUCUACGCGCAGUUCUCGGGCGUGCGGCUGCGGGCGGCGCGUGAGCCGCGCGGCGCACAGUUCGCGCUGACCGUGGGCUCAAUGCAGUGGGACAACCAGCUGGUGACGGCGCCCAGCCCCGUGCUGCUGUACGUGCUGGGGGAGCGCGAGGCGGACGACCAGCCGGCGGGGAUCGGCUCGCCCGCCCUACACGUGUCCCUGGAGCUGCAGCGGGCGCCGCCCAAACACUACAACGCCCUGUAUUUCAACCACUUCGUGGUGGCGAUGCGUCCGCUCGCCAUCAGACUCGAUGAGAGGUUGAUCCUGCUGCUGUGGUCGUGGGUGGAGGGCGGCGGGGAGCGCGGGGAGGGGCCGGCCGAGGAGGAGCCGGACGAGGCGGAGUACGAGACGAGGCGCGUGCUGCACGAGCUGACCGCGCUGCACGCCACCAGAUACUACUUCGCGCUCAUCAAGAUCAUACCGAGCCAGAUCCGCCUGUCGAUGUUCACCGCCAACAAACUGGAAGGAGAGCUGGCGGCGCUCAAGAGGUCGCUGGGCCUCACGCUGGUGCGCUUCGAGGACGCGGCCGUGGAGCUGGAGCCCUUCGCCAGGGCGCACGCCUUCGACACGGCCGCCGCGCUGGCCAGGCAUCUGCUGCAACACUUUAAAGAUGAGUUGAAGUGGCAGGCCGCGAAGAUCCUGGGGUCGGUAGACUUCCUCGGGAACCCGUUGGGCUUCGUGGCGGACGUGUCGGAGGGCGUGUCGGGCCUCCUGGAGGGCAACGUGAGAGCCCUGUUCAAGAACGUCACUCACGGGAUCUCCAACUCUGCGGCCAAAGUCACCGAAACUCUGGGGGACGGGCUGGAGCGUGUGGUGGCGGACGAGGCCCACGAGGAGACGCGCCGACGGAUACGCUCCGGAGCGGCCGGGGCGCACCUGGCCGCCGGCUUCAGGGGACUGGGACUGGGGCUGCUGGGGGGUCUGACGUCACUGGCGAAGCACAGCUACGAGGGCGCCGCGGCCGAGGGUGUGGCGGGAUUCCUGGCCGGGGUCGGCAAGGGACUCGUGGGCACCGUCACCAAGCCCAUGAUCGGCGUGCUGGACCUGGCCACCGAGACCGCGGCCGCCGUGCGGGACAGCGCUCGGCGGGGCGGGGGAGCUCCUGGCCGGGCGCGCGCUCCCCGCCUGGCCGCCGCGGGCGCUCCACUGCCGCGCUACUGCAGCGAGCUGGCGGCCGGCGCUGCACUACUGCUGGCGCUACCGCAGCGGGACGCGGCGGAGCGCUUCCUCGCCUACCGCAUCGUCCGUGACUCUCCGCAUGACAUCCGCGCGUUACUCUCCGACUCGUUCCUGCGCAUCGUGACGUGCAAGCACGGCGCGCCGCAGGUGGUCAUGGAGACGCACCUCGGUAACCUGGUGUCGUGCUGCGCGGUGCAGGCGGACGGAGCGUGGUUCGUGGAGCUGGGCGUGCGGGGGGCUGCGGGCCCGGCCGGGGGCGGGGGGCCGCACGAGGCGGUCCGUCGUCCGCGCGUGCAGUGUGACACGUCGUCGGUGGCGUGCUGGCUGUCCCGCCACGCGGCCGCCGCCAGUCAGCUCUACCACGACCGCACACACACGCUCCUCCCUCACGCUGACCUCUGA
Messenger RNA from Danaus chrysippus (African queen), 12828 nucleotides. NCBI's taxonomy places the organism in Eukaryota, Metazoa, Arthropoda, Insecta, Lepidoptera, Nymphalidae. The record is from the annotation of a GenBank genome assembly.